GCGUUAAUGGCGCGAGAACGAAAUAAUUGGGCCCAAAGGCGCGCCAGCGCGGAGAGCGCACGAGAGCCAAAAUACUUCGCUCCAGAGACUUAGCGGCCGCCCCAGAUCUAGCCCAAAUCACCAUCUGCUCCAACCCUAGCCGCCGCCAACACGAGACGACGCCGAGCACCCACCACUGCCCGACCCCAGCCGCCCCUGACCACCCAUCGCAGCAGCUGUCCUCUCGGACCACCGCCGCCGCCGAGCACCCUCCUCCGUCGCCGUCAAGUACCCUCCUACACAGAUCUCGUCCGCGCUCCACCCAUCCCCAGCGCCGCCCAUCCCCAGCGCCGCCCAGAUGUCGCCUCUCCUUCCAUGCUUUCUCCCCGGGCAGCACUGUCUCUCCUAGGGUUUGCGCCACCGACCAUCCUAGUCGCCCCCCUCCCGUGCGUGCUCACCUCGACGUCAUGCUCUCCAGCCUAUCGUCCUUCGUCCGUGCUCCUCCGACCUCCCCCUUUUGUACUUCGAGCGUGAGGUAUGGUCCUGGUGCUUCCCGUUCUCUUGUAUUCUUUACUGUUCUUUCAAUUUUUCCAAUGAUUUGUAACACACAUGAGCACAUCUGCCAAAUCUUCUUCCUCUGCUUUGAGGAAAAUAGCAGAGCACUCUGAUGGAAGAACGUAUCUGGGACAGUCAGCCUCAGCCAGUGAAGACUAUAGCUCUAGGAAUAGUUGCCGCAUUGUUUUACUGGCACCUAGUGUAGGUGGAGAACAUGUUCUAAGAAAGCGGCUCCAAAAAGAUUUUUCCGCUUCUACUAUGGGACCUUGCAUGUGGGAUGAUGAGGGCAAUCAAAGCAGGUUUUCAAAGACACACAAGUUGAUGGAGGUUUGCAAGAUCUACAUACAAGCGGUUGACGGUUUGGAAGUUCUACAGCGGCUGAAGGUUUGGAGGACAUACAAUUAAGUUGGUGUAGUGAUAAUGUAGUGCACCUAGUUUGUUGAACCUGGAGACAUUGGCAAGUUCUGCUUAUUUUGGUGGUUGUUUUGGUACACAAGCCAUUGGAUGCUCAUUUUGGUUGUGUGGCACAUCUAGAAACAUACGUACUUUUUUGUGCCAGCACAAGUCCUUAUGUAUGGUUGUUUCCUAUAUGUAUGUAUCCAGAAACAUAUGUAUCUGGCAUGUUAUGUUUAUAUUGAAGGAAGUUUAAGGUUUUUAA
Messenger RNA from Triticum aestivum (bread wheat), 1192 nucleotides. RefSeq lists its product as uncharacterized. The record is from RefSeq and is a predicted model, not a curated record. The transcript is spliced from 4 exons. Lineage: Eukaryota; Viridiplantae; Streptophyta; Magnoliopsida; Poales; Poaceae. Bases 589 to 939 code for a protein of 116 amino acids.